UGAUUUCUGACUUCUGUAAAAAGGUUGCAAAAGAAAGCGCUGAUGUAAUUGUAUUAGACGACAAUUUUGCAACAAUUGUGAAUGUAGCAAGAUGGGGGCGUUCUAUAUACAUAAAUAUUCAGAAGUUUGUGCAGUUCCAGUUGACUGUCAAUAUUGUUGCUCUCAUGAUCAACUUCAUAUCUGCAUGCAUCUCAGGAUCAGCUCCGCUUACGGCCGUGCAAUUGCUUUGGGUCAAUUUAAUUAUGGACACUCUAGGAGCACUUGCACUGGCCACUGAACCGCCACAUGAAGGACUGAUGAAACAGCCUCCUGUUGGGAGGACUAAAAGUUUCAUUACCAGAACCAUGUGGAGGAAUAUCAUCGGUCAGAGCAUCUAUCAAUUAGUUGUUCUUCUAGUCCUCAAUUUUACUGGGAAGAAGAUAUUAGGACUUAAUGGUUCUGAUGCUACUGCAGUACUCAAUACUUUCAUAUUCAACACAUUCGUGUUCUGUCAGGUCUUCAAUGAAAUGAAUAGCCGUGACAUUGAGAAGAUAAACAUUUUCCGUGGAAUGUUUGGAAACUGGAUAUUCACAGGAAUCAUUGCAGCUACAGUCAUAUUCCAAGUGAUCAUAGUCGAAUUCUUGGGCACUUUCGCCAGCACCGUGCCAUUAAAUUGGCAGUUGUGGCUUCUCAGCGUUGUACUCGGGGCAGUAAGCUUGCUUAUUGCUGUUGUUUUGAAGUGUAUACCUGUUAAUCAGAUGACUAAUACCCAACAUGAUGGUUAUGAUCUGCUCCCAAGCGGUCCAAACCUUGCUUGAAGGAAGGGUGGAAUGAAGAUAGAGAAUGAGGAACCACCAAGUUAAAUGCGAACAACUAGCUUUUUAUGUUU
Olea europaea var. sylvestris is the source of this 868-nucleotide messenger RNA. Its product is annotated as putative calcium-transporting ATPase 11, plasma membrane-type. The transcript is spliced from 4 exons. Gene Ontology annotation, cellular component: intracellular membrane-bounded organelle. Gene Ontology annotation, molecular function: P-type calcium transporter activity. The annotation marks the transcript as partial. Lineage: Eukaryota; Viridiplantae; Streptophyta; Magnoliopsida; Lamiales; Oleaceae. The record is from RefSeq and is a predicted model, not a curated record.